Messenger RNA from Paramecium sonneborni, 1273 nucleotides. Lineage: Eukaryota; Ciliophora; Oligohymenophorea; Peniculida; Parameciidae. The record is from the annotation of a GenBank genome assembly.
AUGAUUUGCAUCCGUAAGCAUACUAUUAUAGAUUAACAUUAUCUCUUAUUUAUUCAUGAUGACAAAAUAUGCAUAGGAAAGGUAUUUAGAAAAAUUAUAUACUAGAAUAUACUAAAUCCUAAAUAUGUUUUGCCCAUAAAUUUACAAACAAAACUUGAAUGGACUUUUGAUAAGGAAAAAUCCCAAUUUCAAGGGUUCAUCAUUGAAUGGAAUAAUUAGAAAAAACAAUUUCAUAUGUCAGAUCAAAAUUGUCAAGAGCUGAAAUCUUAAAUUGAUGGAAGAAUACUUUAUAAUGAAAUAAAUUCUUAAUAUUAUCCUAUUUAAAUUGUAGGAGAAGGAACUUUUGGUAAAGUAAGCUUUAAAUAUUAUUUUUCUUAGGUUAUCAAAGUGGUUAGCCUAAUAGACAGAAAAGAAUAUGCAUGCAAAGUAAUGAAAUUGGAUAAAAAAUUUUCGAAAAACGUAAUUUUGAAAAAAUAUAAAAUAGGACAUAAUUUAUGAGUUAAUGACAAUGCAAUCAUUGAACCAUGAAAAUAUAAUCAAAAUUAAAGAAGUUUAUAGUUCAAAAUCUCAUUUCUUUAUUAUUAUGGAAUAUUGUAGAGGAGGAACACUUAGAGAAUAAUUAGCUUAUAGAACAUUGAAUUAAGAUCAAAUAGUUAUGAUAAUGAAAGUAAUAUUUAAUAUAUAAUCUUCUAGUAAAUUUUAAAUGCAAUUAUCUACAUGAAUUCUAGAGGAUUCAUUCAUAGAGAUAUAAAACCAGAUAAUAUUUUAUUAAGAGAAUAAAAUGAUCUAUCCAGUAUCCUAGUAUGUGAUUUUGGGUUUGCUGCAAAAGUAGAAGAUAUCGUUACUAAACAUCCAAAUUGUGGUACUCCUGGAUAUAUGGCUCCAGAAGUCAUAAAAUUUGAUUAGACAAAUCCUUAUAAUGAACAAUGUGAUGUUUUUAGUUGUGGAUCUUUGUUAUAUUCGAUGUAAAUUAACUAAUUAAAAAUUUAGAUUGACUGGAUAUAAUCUUGAAAUGUAAAGUGAAGAAAGUGAAAUUUAUAACAUAGAAGCCUAGGUAUAUGAAGAGAAAUAAUUCACUUCCAUAAAUAACUAGUUUAAGAAUAUCCUACUUAAAAUGUUAGAACCUAGUCCUAAUUAAAGAAUAACAGCAAAGGAUGCUCAGAAAUACUUUGAAAAUUUUGAUUUAUUUUUAAUGGAAGAAAUGAACUCACUUGAUGUCAUUCAAAAACUUAAACAUAUUUCCAUUAAUAAGAAUAACUGCCACUAGUUUUGA